AUGGAGACGGGAGCGCGGAGACGGAGCUGGGCGCGCGGGGCGCUCCGGGGUCUUUUCAGCCUCCCUCUGCUGCUUCUUCUGUCCAGCAACGUUGACAUCUCCAAAGUGCAAGGACUGUCACCGCAGGGAGAGUUUGUCCGGCCGCGAUGGAUCUCAGGAGGACGGAAUCGGCGGGAUGUUGGCGAGGCGGAAAAGACUCCAUUUCCUGCCCGUGGAGAGGUAGCAGUGACAGUAGAAGGCAAGGGUCUCAUUUUGGUGCUGGAAAGAAACCACAGGCUGCUGUCACCAGAUUAUACGGAGACUCAUUAUGCAAAGGGUGCGCAGCCCACGACCAUCUCACCCAACCUCACGGAACACUGCUACUACCAUGGCCACGUCCGAGGGUACGAGGGUUCCUGGGUGGUCCUCAGUACCUGCUCUGGAAUCAGUGGCCUGAUCAUGCUCAACCACAACGAUAGCUACUACCUGAAACCCCCAGCCAGCCCAGACUCUGAGCCUCACGUCGUCUAUAGGGCAGAACACCUGCCAAUCAAAGGCGGGACCUGUGGGCACGGUGACCAGAUGCAAAGCAGCGUAGCCGAUAUUGCCCGGUCCUUCAAACGGUCUGCACAUCAGCGGAAAAGGAGAGAUGCCUGGAGAACCCUCAAAUACAUGGAGCUCUUCAUUGUUGCAGACUACACCCUGUUUGCAUCUCAAAAGCAAAAUCUGGGGCAAACCAAGCAACGGAUCUUGGAGAUCGCGAAUUACGUAGACAAGUUUUACAGGUCCCUGAAUAUCAAAGUGGCCCUGAUCGGCCUGGAGGUCUGGACCGAGAGGGACCAGUGCAGCCUGAGCAGCGAUGCUCACGCCUCGCUCAUGUCCUUCCUGCAGUGGAAAAAGUCUCUGAAGGCCCGGAAGAAGCACGACAAUGCCCAGCUGCUGACCGGGAUGACCUUUGUCGGGACGACCAUUGGGAUGGCGCCGCUGGAGGGCAUGUGCAGUGCGGAAAACUCCGGCGGGGUGAGCAUGGACCAUUCAGAGCUCCCCAUUGGAGCGGCCGCCACCAUGGCCCACGAAAUCGGCCACAACUUCGGCAUGAGCCACGACCCUGAGGGAUGCUGCGUUGAGGCCACGGCGUCCCAGGGUGGCUGCGUCAUGGCUGCUGCUACUGGCCACCCCUUCCCGAAAGUUUUCAGUUCCUGCAGUCGGAAGCAACUAGAGAGCUACUUCCACCGAGGGGGGGGCAUGUGUCUUUUCAACAUGCCUGACACCAAGGACCUGGUGGUGGGCAAGAAAUGCGGCAACGGAUUCCUGGAGGACGGCGAGGAAUGCGACUGCGGGGAGGUGGAGGAGUGCACAAACCCUUGCUGCAACCCGCAAAACUGCACCCUGAAAGCUGGGAGCGAGUGUGCCCACGGCGACUGCUGCGAAGGCUGCAAGCUCAAGACAGCUGGGACCAUGUGCCGAGAGCCGGCCGGAUCCUGCGACCUGCCUGAAUACUGCACAGGGGCUUCCCCCUAUUGCCCCAGCAACGUCUACCUCCUGGAUGGCUCAAUGUGCUCCUAUGGGGAGGCUUACUGCAACAACGGCAUGUGCUUGACCCACGAACAGCAAUGCAUCCAGCUGUGGGGUCCAGGUGCUUGGCCGGCUCCUGACGCUUGCUUCCGGGACGUCAACCGGGCGGGCGACAUGUACGGCAACUGCGGCAAGGACCGCCACGGCAACUACGUCAAGUGUGCGUGGAGAGAUGCCAAGUGCGGGAAGAUCCAGUGCCAGAGCUCGGCUGCCAAGCCCAAAGGGACCAACACCGUUUCCAUGGACACCACCAUUCGCUUUAACGGGCAGGAGAUCAAGUGUCGGGGGGCGCUGGUUUACGCCACCAAGGAUGACGAGGGAGACAUGUCCGACCCGGGGCUGGUGAUGACGGGGACCAAGUGCGGAGAUGGAAUGGUUUGCAAGGACCAGCGCUGCCUCAACGCCUCUUUUUAUGACCUGGACAAGUGCACCUCGAAAUGCCACGGCCACGGGGUCUGCAACAGCAACCGGAACUGCCACUGUGACGCAGGGUGGGCUCCUCCAUUCUGCGAGAAGGCGGGUCUGGGAGGCAGCGUUGACAGUGGUCCCGUGCAACACGAUAAUCACGAAGCCGUCCUGAUCGUCCUGCUGCUCUUUUUCUUCCUGUUCCUGCCGGCUUUGUCCCUCGGACUCUAUUGGUACUACCGGAGGGAGAGCUCUCUCCUCAACAAGUGGUUCAAAGGCUUAAGAAAGAGCCACGAGACCUACAGGAAUGGAGCUGUCAAUCGGAAGGCAAAUCAGGGACACUCGAACUCAGCCUUCACUUUGCAGGACAUUUCCACCUCUUCUUCCUUCUCCAAUAAAACUGCGGCCAGCAGUUCCAGCCAAGCAACAAGGGGUGUUUUCCCACCCAAACCAAACUCUCUCCAAGGCGCUUCCCACCCGGUCAACGUGGUCCGCCCUCUCCGCCCUGCCCCUGCCCCGGUUGCCGCUCUCCCGAAAGACCUCAAGCCUUCCAGGCCGCCUCCGCUGCCUUUCAACAAAUCCCCUGCUGCAGCUGCUGGUGCGAAAUUCGGCACGCAAAACAAACUCCCUCCACCGAAGAAGCCUCUUCCCACCAGCCCCGUCAGGACCGCGUUGGUCGAUCCAAAGCAGAGGCCGCCACGCCGGCCGCUCCCGGGGAACCCCCUCCUGGCUAAAGAACUGCCGCCAGCUCAGGGUCAGGCCUUGCUGGUCAUGGUGCCUCCAGCCAAUACCAAGCCGGCAGGACUCAAUGCCAUGAGCCCCCUCUCCAGACCGCUGAAGCCGGUGCCACCUCAGAGACCCGUUCCAGGCCUGAAAGUCCAGACAGCGUCCUUCCCUUUUAAGAAAUGACAACUGUGGAAACGAGAGUCCCGGCUGACCCUCGUCAGGCUCCUCCUUCCUCAUUUGCACUACUCCGGCCAACGCGGGGAAUUUUUGCUACCAAAGACUGUUCGUUUUUGUUUUUUUUUUAAAGAGAGAAAAUAGGAACUGUUUUCAUCCAUAACGAAGAAGGGAAAGGGGUGGAGGCUGGGCCCGGGGGGAAAACGGUACUUUUGUGUGAUGGCUGGCUUUGGGGAUUUGGGACAAAAUAAGUGAUUGGGGGAGAAGUUUCAUGUUGACGUGCUCGCAGACCGCUGCCCAUCAAGGACUUAACGUCUGCCUACCUCCGGAAGCAGGUUUUUGCACUGAGCCUAGUUCUGAUCCACACCAACUGCCCGCAAGCUGUGGACUGCUGUUAGCUACCUCUGUGUUUUGCACAACCUCACGGGAUGCACAACCUCUCUCUCUCUCACCGCUGGGAUCUGAGUGCUGGACAUCGUCCCCCUUAUAGCUGGCGUUACAAAACUUUGUUGGGACUGUUUUCUAAAAAAAUGUAUGGUGCCCUUGGGGCAAAGCAGCUGGGGCUAUGGGAGUUGUAGUCCGAAACAUCUGGGUGGGGGCACCAGGUUGGGAAAAGCUGGUGAAAUUCUCUCGCAUUAAAAAUAAUAAGAAUCCAGCUUCAUGAGCUGGGUUUGAGUUUCGGCUGGCGCACGGUGCCAACGCCUGCCAUUUUGUUCCACAGCUGGCUGCCAGGGUGUCCGGUUUCCAAGCAGAAAGUCCCAAAUUCAGUCCUGGACGUCUCUGGGUUUUAAAAGGGAACAAGGCAAAAUGUGACUCUCCUCUACCUGAGCCGCUGGAGAAUUGCUGCUGGCAGUCAGAACUGGUAAUACUAAGCCAGACAGAUUUAUAAUCUGACCUGGUACAGAGCUAUUCUCAUUGUUCCAGGCAGUGGUGAGACUUGUGACGCUUAUGGCCAUGGUGAGUUGUGUGCCUCCCAUCGCAGAUGAGACAACACAUGCAAUCUCACAACCCAUUAAGUGCAAAUGCUAAGACCCAGAGCAGACCAUGUGUUUGCCCAUCCUGAAAUAGCUGCUAAAGGACUGUCAAGUGUCACCUGGGGUAGUGGCAUUUAAGGAUGCUCUUGGCUUGCAUCCCAGCUCCAAGCUCAGGAGAAGGGCAGGCGGUCUUCCAUCUGGCUGUCCUGCACCUCCAAAGCCUGCCCACGCUGUCAAGGGUGACCCCCAGUUUGGAGGGAGUUGUGUGUGCACCAUGCUCAGAGAGAUGACCCUCUGCCCUCUUGCCUGCUGAGGAAGUGUUGGGGGGGCUCAGCGUGCUCACCAGAGCAAGGAGAAUUUCAUUUCCCCCACCUCUGGUCAUUUCUCGGCUUGGUUUCCUGAGCUGGAGACAACCUCCGUUUAGGUGCCUUUCAGCUAACAAGACAGAAAAAGAAAAGAAAAGAUGGAAAAGAAAAGAGAAACGCAAGAUGGGUGAUGUGUUAUUUUGGUGCUCAAGUAGUUGAUCCCAGGUCAUCUUCCUCCAUGAAGCAUCUUUGUCUCUCUGGGGUCUCCUCCGUCCCUGGAAGAGAUGAACUGAUCCCUGAGUCUCAGGGCUUCACUGAGCCUGUCUCCAGCCCUAGGACUCCUCUCGUAACAAAAAUAGGAAAGACGACUCACUGAGACUGUGACGAGUGCCUUUCUCCUUCCAAACAACAACCGCAGUCAAUGUCCAACAUCCUAGGGUCGGGGCCUGAGAAUGUGACUUUUGGACAAAUAUGAAACCCAUCUCUGUGUUCAGAAGCAUCAAUAAGUUCUUGGUGGGAGACCUGCAGUCUCCAGGAACUGACAUUUUUUUCCUGUGAAACCGUAGUGGGCGGGUGGUUUUCCUUUUCUUUUUGGGAAUGACUCCACGGCAUUGCGAAGAGGUUAUUCCCCCUUGGAGUUUGGGUCUGGACCACUCAUUUGGUCGAAGCUUGACAUUGCCCUCUUCUUUGCUAAGCCAAGGCUUGCAUUUCUGCUUUCAGUGCACGAGGGGGGAACUCAGAAAACUUAACCCUCUAAGAGCUUCGGGGGGUUUUAAUUAAAAAAAAAUGAAAGUUUCUGGAUCUCAGGAUGCCGUAGGAGGAGAUUGCAAUUCAAGGCCAAUUCCACUCAUGACUCUUGGAUUUUCUUUUGUUGUUGUUGUUGUUUAGUCGUUUAGUCGUGUCCGCCUCUUCGUGACCCCCUGGACCAGAGCACGCCAGGCACUCCUGUCUUCCACUGCCUCCCACAGUUUGGUCAAACUCAUGCUGGUAGCUUCGAGAACACUGUCCAACCAUCUCGUCCUCCGUCGUCCCCUUCCCCUUCUGCCCUCCAUCUCCCCCAACAUCAGGGUCUUUUCCAAGGAGUCUUCUCUUCUCAUGAGGUGGCCAAAGAAUUGGAGCCUCAGCUUCAGGAUCUGUCCUUCCAGUGAGCACUCAGGGCUGAUUUCCUUCAGAAUGGAUGGGUUUGGUCUUCUUGCAGUCCAUGGGACUCUCAAGAGUCUCCUCCAGCACCAGAAUUCAAAAGCAUCAAUUCUUCAGCGAUCAGCCUUCUUUAUGGUCCAGCUCUCACUUCCAUACAUCACUACUGGGAAAACCAGAGCUUUAACUAUACGGACCUUUGUUGGCAAGGUGAUGUCUCUGCUUUUUAAGAUGCCGCCUAGGUUUGUCAUUGCUUUUCUCCCAAGAAGCAUCAAUAAUCAAGGUCUGCAUAUGUACUGGUGAAACUCUGCAGUCAGCACAUCCCAGUCCAAAGGCUGCACCACAACAUCUUCUGCAGUAUUUUUAGGGAAACCCAAGGCAAGCAUCGCAGAUUGUGCAGUGAACUUGCUUCAAGUGCAGAAGACAAUGAAUGGGGUUAGGGAGCAUAGCUGUCAACUUUUCCCUUUUCUUGUGAGGAAUCCUAUUCGGAAUAAGGGAAUUUCCCUUUAAAAAAGGGAAACGUUGACAGCUAUGUCAGGGAGGGUGUUGCAAAUGGUUGCGAGGUUGAGAUUUCAGUGCCUCGCACAGUUCCUGAUUCCUCUCCCUGACCUUACAGUCCUUCCCUUGUCCCUCCCACUGCCUUGCAUAUUGCUGGAAAUCUCCAAAGGCUUUCUUCUUCUUUAAUAAUGGCCUUGCAGGUGUGCAUCAUCAGCAUCAAUGCUCCUCCCCGGGUGUGGGUUUCCCUUGUGUUCCUGUUGCGGUGCCCUCGCAACAAGAGGUUCUCCUCCAUGGGCAUAGAGGGGGCUGCAGGAGGCCCUGCCAAUUUUGCACCCAGUUGGUGCACAUUGGGAGCGGGAGGGCAGAGAGCAAG
Messenger RNA from Podarcis raffonei (Aeolian wall lizard), 6146 nucleotides. RefSeq names its product ADAM metallopeptidase domain 33 (gene ADAM33). Gene Ontology annotation, biological process: proteolysis. Bases 1 to 2868 code for a protein of 955 amino acids. NCBI's taxonomy places the organism in Eukaryota, Metazoa, Chordata, Lepidosauria, Squamata, Lacertidae. The transcript is spliced from 24 exons. Gene Ontology annotation, molecular function: metalloendopeptidase activity. The record is from RefSeq and is a predicted model, not a curated record.